AUGACGCAGCAAAAUAAAACGAUGAAUUUCCUCAUACACGAUGCCAACGGACAUCCACAAGUGAUCAAAGUCGUGCAGAGCACGCCUAAUAAAACACUUGGUGGUUUAGUUGGCACCACAAACACAAGUAACCUCAAGGUUUUCAAGAGUCCUGGUCAAGACUCUCAGAUCUUAUCAUCUGGUACACAAGUCCUUAGGACUAUCAGUUUACAAACUCCUUCAAUUCCUGGCCAACGGUUGGUUACAAUACCGUUACAAAAUGCAAAGAUGCCUACUGUUAAACCAGGGGAAUCAGUGAUGACAAAAACUAUACAACUAUCAUCAGCUCAAAUGAGUGACAUAAAGCAGGCUAUAGUGUCACAACAGCAACAGCAGCAACAAACUGGCAGUCAGCAAGUUAUCAAAGAUUCAACUGGAAAGACAUUCAUCAGUCCCAUAUUAGAUCAUAGCGGCUCUAGAAAACGUCAGGAUACAGAGAGUGGCGAUUUUGUACCAGACAAACGAAGGAAAACAGAAAAGGUUGGAAAAGGUCUAAGACACUUCUCUAUGAAAGUUUGCGAGAAAGUUAAGAAAAAAGGUACAACGUCUUACAACGAGGUAGCCGACGAACUCGUUGGGGAAUUCACAAAUCCGGCUCACAUAAACUCCUUGACAGAUCAGCAAUAUGAUCAAAAGAAUAUUAGAAGACGUGUCUAUGACGCACUCAAUGUUCUCAUGGCAAUGAACAUCAUCUCCAAAGAGAAGAAAGAAAUCAGAUGGUUAGGGUUACCGACAAAUUCACUUCAAGAAUGUCUCGCUUUGGAGAAGGAUAAAAAAAAGAAAAUCGAAAAGAUCAAAGCAAAGACGCAGCAUCUACAUCAAUUAAUUCUUCAACACAUCUCCUUCAAGAGCCUCGUUGAGCGAAAUCGCUUUAACGAAAGUUUCGAGGGUCCACCUAAGCCAAACUCAGCAAUACAGUUGCCCUUCCUCAUAGUCAACACCGGCAAAAAGACUGUCAUAGACUGCAGCAUUUCGAACGACAAAACCGAGUACCUGUUUAACUUUAACGAUAAGUUCGAAAUCCACGACGACAUAGAAGUUCUAAAACGCAUGGGUCUGGCUUUUGGUUUGGAGAAAGGAGAGUGCUCAGAAGAGGAUUUACGAAAAGCAAAAUUAAUGGUGCCCAAGUCCCUUGAAAAAUACGUAGAACAACUCGCGUCUGGCGAUCUGGAAAAAUUUAUACCAGUGACCAUUCCCGGACCGAGUACUUCGAUGGACGAGUUGGAAAUCAAAUUGGAAAGUUCUGGUUCACGGCCGCCAUCCUCGUCGCACACAUCCUUAUCAGAAGAUCCUCUCUCGCCACCCUCUCAGUACUAUUCCGAGGAAGAGGACGAGGACGAGGAGAGUGACCAGGACGAUCAGGUCGACAGUGAUCUUGAGGUCAACUAGCAUCCAGGUGGUGCUCGAGGCGACGUUGUAUCCUGGCGAAAUUCUCGCGAGGAGUUGGCCUUCUACUAGGAAUUACCUCGGUAGGAUCCGAGAACCGAGAGCGGUACGGAUUUAAGAAACACGGGAGAGGAUGAGCCACGAGUAUAGCGUAGAGAAGAGAGGCAACACAAAGAUUGAAUUGUGUAAGAGAAAAUGAUAAGGAGUUUACACAAAAUGAAAAUAAUGAGACAAGGAGGAAGAGGGGAAUGGAAAGUAAAUUUGAAAUCAUCUAUUUCACUGGAGGAAUGAAUUUUUAAAAAAACCGCGGACGUGCAGAGUGACUGAAACUCGGUGCUAAUUUUAAUCGUGCAUCGUCUCACUGGUUUCUACGGCUAGUACGUAUGUAUUAUAAAGAAUUAUCUUUAAUCUUAUUACGCAUUACCUACCAGUACGUGUAUAAAAAAAAAUAUUAACUACUACUACUCAUUUUUCUUAUGGCACGUUUAUAAACGAUUUCAUUGUACUAUUCUAUGGUACGACGCGGGUGGGACACGAUAUCACUACCUGUUGGGGACGCGUGUUCUCUGCUCGAACCUGGAGGUUUAAAUAAAUUGUAAUACCAUUAUCAUGAGAAUGUUGGAUUUCGAUCGUGCGUACACGUAGACGUGCAGCGGACAAGGCCAUUUACAAGAUACUUUUAGUACGUCGAUUUUGCUUACGUAUACGUGUACGUAAACGCUUGUCUAUAAGAUAAGAGCGUAUAACUUUGUGCGUUAUAUGCAGAGAAAAUAAAAACUGAGAAAAAUA
Cephus cinctus (wheat stem sawfly) is the source of this 2214-nucleotide messenger RNA. RefSeq names its product transcription factor Dp-1 (gene Dp). NCBI's taxonomy places the organism in Eukaryota, Metazoa, Arthropoda, Insecta, Hymenoptera, Cephidae. The transcript has 10 exons. Gene Ontology annotation, cellular component: nucleus; transcription regulator complex. The coding region runs from base 1 to 1428 and encodes 475 amino acids. Gene Ontology annotation, molecular function: DNA-binding transcription factor activity, RNA polymerase II-specific; RNA polymerase II transcription regulatory region sequence-specific DNA binding. The record is from RefSeq and is a predicted model, not a curated record. Gene Ontology annotation, biological process: regulation of cell cycle; regulation of transcription by RNA polymerase II.